Caretta caretta (loggerhead turtle) is the source of this 7704-nucleotide messenger RNA. It is a transcript of the gene B3GNT3, whose product is annotated as UDP-GlcNAc:betaGal beta-1,3-N-acetylglucosaminyltransferase 3. Gene Ontology annotation, biological process: poly-N-acetyllactosamine biosynthetic process; protein O-linked glycosylation. Gene Ontology annotation, cellular component: Golgi membrane. The record is from RefSeq and is a predicted model, not a curated record. Lineage: Eukaryota; Metazoa; Chordata; Testudines; Cheloniidae. Gene Ontology annotation, molecular function: hexosyltransferase activity; UDP-glycosyltransferase activity.
CUUGCUCUAAAGCUAUGGCAUUUGCCUACGUGUUUCCUCGCAAAAUGCCAGAUUCUUCUAAUGUAGAGGUAUUACCCCAGCACCUAGAGGCCCCAGAAGGGAGCAGGGUGGGGCCAGGCACUGCACAAAUACAUGCUGAGUCCCUGCUCCAAAGAGCUUACAAUCUAAGGAGGCCAGCCAGACAAAGGGGGGAGGGGAAACUGAGGCAUUGCAAGGGGAAGUGGUCACGAAGCAGGAAGAAAGCCCAGCUCGGAGCGCUAGCUCGGGGCCCUGCCUGCUGCCUCACAGGGCAGAACUUCCCGUUUGACCCCACUUUGCUCUGAGGCCCCAGGGUUAGCUCCGAGCAGCCCCCUUGAGCAGGGAUCUGCCCGGUGGCACGCACGCCUGAGGCACGCCUUGGUGGCACUUUGCCAGCGGCUUCUGACCCAGCCCCUUCCCGGGGAGCUGGCUGGAGCAGCCGCUGCACAGCUGCCAGCUGAACUCCUCCUGAGUGGGAGGGGGCAAACACCCUGCUUGCCUCGUUAGCCUGCAGUGGCCAGGUCCCAGUCACCUGCUGGAGGCAGCCGGCAGGUGAGAGGGGCUGCUCCACGGCGUUGGAAUCCGCACCCCGCAGGGAAGAUGCUGUCCCGCCGGGGCUGCAAGCUUGAGGUCCUCGUCCUGACUGUGGUGGGGAUCCUCUGCCUCCUCUUCCUUCUCGACACCAACAAGGACGAGCGGGUGAUGAUGGCUGCCACGAGAGUCAGCAGUACCAGCCCCUCCGCCCCCAUGCCCGGCAUCCCCACAAUCCCAUGUCACGUCUCCGAGUGCAAGGAGAACGCCUCGGUGGCCAACAUCUCCGGCUUCGCCAGCCUGCCCGGCCACAUCCGGGACUUCCUUCGCUACAAGCACUGCAAGGAGUUCCCCCAACUGCUGGAUGCCCCUGACAAGUGCGGGGGGGCUGAGGGCUCCCAGGGGGUCUUCCUCCUCCUAGCCAUCAAGUCCUCCCCUGGGAACUAUGAGCGGCGGGAGAUCAUCCGCAAGACCUGGGGAGCAGAGAGGACGUACCAAGGGGUCCGCAUCCGCAGGGUCUUCCUCUCUGGGGAGGCGGGGGACACGCGGGAGGCUUGGAAGCUGAACCGGCUGCUGUGGCUGGAGGCGGAGGAGCACGGGGACGUCCUGCAGUGGGCGUUCCGCGACAGCUUCUUCAACCUGACCCUCAAGCAGGUGCUGUUCCAUGGCUGGCUGGAGGCCCGCUGCCCCGGCGCCCGCUUCCUCUUCAACGGGGACGACGACGUCUUCGCCAACACGGACAACCUGGUGCAUUACCUGCUGGACAUGCGGGACGCCAACGACGGCGACAAGCACCUCUACGUGGGGCAGCUCAUCGUCGACGUGGGGCCCAUCCGCGAGAAGUGGAGCAAGUACUACGUGCCUGAGCAGAUCACCGCCCUCAAGUCCUACCCGCCCUACUGCGGGGGCGGCGGGUUGCUCAUGUCCGGCUUCACGGCCCGCACCAUCUACAAGGAGUCGCUGGGCAUCGAGCUCUUCCCCAUAGACGACGUCUACCUGGGCAUGUGCCUGCAGAAAGCCGGGCUGGCCCCAGCCUCCCACAUGGGCAUCCGGACCGUGGGCGUCAGGGUGCCCUCUGCCAAGCUGGAGUCUUUUGAUCCCUGCUACUACAAGGAGCUGCUGCUGGUGCACCGCUUCGUGCCCUACGAGAUGCUGGUGAUGUGGCGGGCCAUUCACGAGCCGGACCUGCCCUGCGGGAAGAAGCUGCAGGUCUAUCAGGGCGUCUGAGCGGAUCCUGGAAACCGAGGGGAGGGGGCAACCGGGAGGGAUGUAAUGCGAGGUUGAAGGUGCUAGGGCAUCAGCGGGUGAUCCGCCUGUCUAGUUCUUUGCUGCUGUGCCCCGAAUGCUCCAGACCCGUCACCUCUUGCUCUUGAUGCCUAUUCCAGGAAGUCCCGGCUCCAGGGGACGGGACUUCCAGGAAUGCGCCUCAGCAGGACUUACGGCUGACACUGUUGGCUGGUAUGCAUGGGGUGCACAGAGAUGCUGAACAGCUCACUGGCUUCUGGGUCCUGUCCCAACUGGUUUGGCCCGUUGGCCGUUCCUGGGAUGUCAGGGGCUUUUCCCCUCCCUUCCCCAUGGCUGCAAUAGGCAUUUCGAGCUGAUGCAGGGAUCCCUUUGCAGCGAUGCCCUUGGGGCAGCUACCUCCAAGAAAGCAAGUGCCAGAAGGCCGCCAGACCGGGGUCUCUGUGGCGUGGAGGGGAGAAUUUCUGCCUCCUUGACUAAUGGGCAUGUUGCCACCUGGGUGCCCAAAUCUUGGGGCAGGAUGUCACUGGCUUGGCCGAUGUCCGGAUCUCGGCCCAGACGCUAUGUCUCUGGGGCCAAAGGUCCAAACGCUGCAGGAAAUGGGUAGGGUCUCUGGUGUGAUGAGCUUGGCUUGGGUCCCAGCCCCAGCCCCUGUUUUACUGGGGGCGCUAAGAGCAGGAGAUAGGCAUCAUAUGCAUUCCCCGCCCCAGAGCUCUGGGGCCAGAUCUGCCCCGGCGUAACUAGCUGUGGUCCCGUAAUGUCAAUGGAGUCGUGCCUAGCUCUGGGGCUAUGAUGCAGCAGAGAGUACUAGGGGGAUGAGUCUCGUGUUCUCAGCUGGGCCCACAGGGGAUCUCUGGCCUCCGCUCUGGCCAGUCCCUUGCUGCUAACGGUCUGGUUGUUGGAUAUAUUGACUGGCAGGGCUGGUGCUUCCAGCCGCUCAAAACAGCUGAGGGAAGCAGUGCCUGCGAGUCCGUUUGCCCUAUGAACUAGGCUGGCAAGGGGUGAAGGAGGAGAUGAACCAGAUCGAAGGAUUGUGGCGUUGGCCCUCGGGGUAGCUCUGGGGAAGCUGUAGAAAAGCUCAGGAGGGCAUGUGGGGCUGCCUCUCCUCUCUCCCAGCACCUGUCUGUGCAGAUGUUCCAGUGAGAACUUGUUGCAGGACAAAUAUUGGCCUGGCCUGGGGGCUUGGCCCUGCCAGUGAGACGGUGUCCCCGCCCUGAGACACGCCAGGAGACCGGCCGUGCCCAGCGGGCUUCAGGCUACACCAUCUCGCCCCGAGUCAGCGCGGGAGACUCCGGGUAUAAAACUGCAUCUCUGCUGGCAGGGGAGGGAGCAAACGGGGGCCUCUCUGGCUCAGCUGUGUCCUGACUGUACUAAUAGCCCCCCGAUACCGCCCCCUCACUCCUCCCAGGGGCACAGUCCUGCAUGGCACCAAGGGGUGAUUUUCCAAAGAGCUGCUCUGUCCCUGAAGAUCAGGCCUGAAGCACAUUCCCGAGCCCCUUGCAGAACACGCCUGAUACUUACUAACUGCCCUGGGCCCUUUGAAUUCAGGCCUGUGGCUUGGCACGGCCAGACAGGCAUGGGGCCGCGGCAGAAGCCUAACAUACGACCUUGCCCCGCUCUGCCCAAGCGGAGGGCAAACCUGAGAUCUGAAUUGCUGUUAAACUCGACCCACCGGCAAUAUCUGUUGCUCAAUCAAGACAGGUACAAGUGUGCACCACCGAGCCCUGAGGUCUCUCAAACUGCCAGCUGUUCCCCGAGCUCAGGACAAAGGGCUGCUGAAGCUUUAUCAGCUCAUUGUUCUUGAGGAGAUAACAAGCCCAAAGUUUCCUAGGACUCUGGCCUUGGAAAGUGAUGAAGUGAUGAAAGCCGAUGAAGUGAGCUGUAGCUCAUGAAAGCUCAUGCUCAAAUAAAUUGGUUGGUCUCUAAGGUGCCACAAGUCCUCCUUUUCUUUUUGCGAAUACAGACUAACACGGCUGUUACUCUGAAACCUGGCCUUGGUUUGUUUGUUUUAUGUUUAAAACUAGCUCUUCAGCUAUUCCUCUCCCCAGCUCCCCCUUGCUUUACAACGCACCCUCUCUUCUGAACCUAGGACAUCUGUGGUUCAGUUUCUUGUGUAGCCUUGCGCUGGAGUCGGGAACUGCACAGGUUAAAUCUGCUGCUGAGAUAAAACAUCCAUCCCCUCCCCGACCUGCAAUACAAAAACCCAAAGAAAGCAGAAGUCGCAGGAAACUGAAGAUCUGGUUCUAUUUUCAGCACAUGUUCUGGCAAGGGACCAUCUCUCCCCCCUGAUUGUGGCAGAAUUUUCUUGCUGCCCCCUCCCAGGUGCUGUUCGUGGAAUCUCUCCGGGCCCUGCAACCCCGAGGUGGGAGGUGAAGCCACCAGCUCACAGACCUGGGGGUGCAAAGGGCUGACCUUCCCUGACGGCGUGGGCGAGGGUUUGCUAGCUCUGAGGUGCGACGCUGUGGCCUCAGGUCUGCAAAGCGUUGAGUCGUGGGCUUCCAGCUCCCUCCUGCUCCAGCCAAGUCUAGUUCCUCACCAGCGGCUGCAGGAAGCUGGUUCAAUCAGCCGUGUCCUGGGCUGGUGCAGCAUGUGGCUCAUUCUGUUCCCUCUGCCGUUUGGCCUUCAUACACAUUGCGGGGGCUUGGCUGGCCCGUAGUGCAAAGCGUGUGGGUCCCUGCUCCUGUCCCCUCCCGACUGUGACUUCUGCCCCUGCCCCGUGGGGUCUUAACCCAGUGAAAACUGAAGCUUCCCAGUGGGGUGGGUGGUUUUCUUUGCUCUCCCUUCCUCCCGUCCCUCCACUGAGAACUGAGGCCAUGUCCUGAGAAUAAAUGAGUGGUUUUUAUAACCAGCGUCCUGCAGCUUGGCUGACUGCUAGUGGGGGAGAGUUUCCUGGGCGCAAGGUUUCCUGGGCAUAGCUCCAGGCGAUGGGCGGGGGGCGGCCUGGCACUGAUUAUUCUGUCGCAGGUAGGGUUGCCAGGUGUCCAGUUUUCGACCGGAACGCCCAGUCGAAACAGGACCUUGGUGGCUCCGGGCAGUGCUGCUGACCCGGCUGUUAAAAGUCCGGUCGGUGGCGCAGGCAGGCUCCCUACCUGGCUCCAGGUGAGUCCUGGGAAGCUGCUGGCAUCUCCCUCUGGCUCCUAGGCAGAGGAACAGCCAAUGGGAGCUGAGGGGGCGGUGCGAGAGCUGCAGGUUCGCACCUCAACAUAGGAACUGGAGGGAGAUGCCAGGAGCUGCCUGAGGAAAGCGCUGCCCAGAGCCUGUACCCCAACCCCUGUCCCCAUAGCCCAGUUGGCUCUCCGGUAAACUCACUCACCCCCCGGGAUCUGUGCUUCAUCCCCUGGGCGCUUUGUCCAUAGGCCCCCCCGGGAAGUAACGCGCUACCUGGCCAGCCUGGCCCUGCUCGUCCUGGCACUGGCAUGCCGUGAGGGCACUGAGGAGCAGCACGACUCUGGUGAAGCUGUGUGGCUGGGAGUUCAUUCGCCCCAUCGUCACCUCGUGCGGGGGCUCCUGGUGGAAGUUCUACUCCCGGAGCCCCGGGCAGGAGCCAGGCAAAGUCGGCGGUAAGUGGGCGCCGGUUCCUAUUGCGGCUUCACCGGCCCUGCUGCGAACCCUGCUGCCGUGGGCCGUGUGCUCCCUGGGGCGAGGAGGGGACAGCCCCGGCAGGCCAGCCCAUGACUGGUCAUUACAGCGUUUAAGAAGCUAUGGGGCUGGGGCAGGAGGUGUCUCCAAGCUCACGGUGCUUCGGGCAGCUGCCCCCUCUGCAGCCCAGGGGAGUGGUGUUGUGGGAGCCAGAUUUUGGUCCCCAGAUCCUUCCUCUGACCUGGCUCGCGCUGGCCUGGGUAGGUAAAGGUGACGUUGUGCUAACCCUGGUCAGUUUUCCCCACCUGUCCUCCGGCCUGAGCAGAGAAGCCCCACCUGGGGCGGCCGGAAUCUGGUCCCUCUGCCACGCACAGACCCACCUCCUCUCUCGCUCUCUCUCUUUCUCAGCUAAACAGCUCAGGUGGCUCAACUGUGACCGGUUCUCCCCUGGCCCCGAGGCGGCCGAAGGCCCUGGCUCCCCCGAAGGUGCCAGACACCCUGUCCUGGUGGCCGUGCUAGGUUCCCAGGAGAACCCAGGAGCUGCCUUCCUGCCCCGGUGUGUGGAGCGUGACAUUGGCCCAGCAGGCAUGUGCUGCACCCGGGGCUGCACCAGAAAGGAGAUGAUGCCCUUCUGUUAGGAGCCAGGAUUCUCCCCCCACUUCCCGCCCUGCCCAUUAGCCUCUGCUGGCCCUUGCAAGCACCCACUGCUAAAGGGGCUCAGAAGCCAAGCCCCUGGCCUGCCCCAGUGUGACCAGGUUGCCUGUAGGCUGACAAGCCCAAAGCAGCAGCCCCGUCCCAGCCCCGCCACCCAGCUGACAGGGGAGCAGGCCUGCCGGAGGAGCCAGCUCUGAAUGCUGCAGCCGGGGUUCUGGGCAAGCAGCUGAGCCUGGCCAGCCGGUUUGGUUAAUUCCAGGAACAACCAACGCCCCUGAUAAACUGGCGCCGUGGUGAGUCAGGGUGUGUUUCUGAGGGCCCUGCUCAGUGAAGGAGUGGGGGUGUGUCACCGAGUCCCCGGGCGAUGCUCUGGAACUGCUCCCUACGAAGCCAGUCAGGACUCUGGGGAAGUCUCCUCUCUGGGAGCAGCCUGUCUGCAGGACACACAGCUCACCCGGCUUCCACCUUCCUGGGUCUGACCUCGGAGCAUUCAGCAUCCUCUGCCCCUCCGUGUGCUUCCCCCAGCGAGUCCACGCAGGCAGGCUCCUGGGGAAGCCAGAAGGUCCUGCCCCCCAACUCCGCAGCCAGACGUGACUCUCAGCCAGCCAGUAAAACAGAGGUUUAUUAGAUGACAGGAACAUGGUCUAACACAGAGCUUGUAGGUGCAGAGAACAGGACCCCGCAGCUGGGUCCAUGUUGGGCGGCAGUGAGCCAGACAACUACGUCUGCCCUUCACUCCAUGUCUCCAGCCAGCCCCAAACUGAAACUCCCUCCAGCCCCUCCUCCUCUGGGCGUUCCCCUUUCUGGGGCCAGGAGGACACCUGAUUUCUUUGUUCUCCAACCCUUUAGCUCUCACCUUGCAGGGGGGAAGGGCCCAGGCCAUCAGUUGCCAGGAAACAGGGUGUCGGCCAUUCUCUGUGUCCAGACCCCUGCACACACCUGCCCUCUAGGGCUCUGCAAUGAUCAUACACCCUUAUCUCACCACCUAGAUACUUAAGAACUGCCUAGGGGAAACUGAGGCACCCCCACACUGUUCAGAGGAAACAUUAAGAACAGUCCCACUUCGUCACAGGGUGUCCAGGAAGUGCCGGCUGUGAGUGUGUGUGUGUGUGGGGGUCGUUUUCACCCCCCCCCAGUCCGUUCUACACAGUUUGGUGUUGGCUUCUUUAAGCCAUUUAAAGACCCCCCAGGCCUAGCAGAAAGCCAAGAGCUGACAUUUCAGUGCUUGUCAGUCAUCCGAAAUCCUGCUGUCCACCCUCCCACCAUUAAAGUUAGCGCUGGGGUGGGUGUGGGGGGGGUUGUUUGACUUUAUUUUAAGGUUCCAGUUCCCACACUCCUGGGAUUACUCCAGCAGCUCAGCUGCCCCAGGGUGUUUCUCACCCGCCUGCGCGCCGAUGAAAGCUUGGACCUGGGCCACUCAAAGGCUCAGGCGCCAGGAGACAAAUAAGAAGAUGCCAAAAUUAUUAUUAUUUUUUUUUAAAACCACCUGGUAACUUUGGGCGGAGGGGGGGAAGAGGGGGCUGAUUGGCUUUUUGAAGGUGAGGGAGUGGUUUGCCAAGCCCGGUUUGAUUUCAAAUUCCCUUUAACUCCUGCCAAAGGCUGGGUUGUGUGCGUUUCUAGUGACGAAAGCUCUCUGCUUGACCGCAGCAGAAUUCAAUUUUGAUUUCCGUAUAACUGCGA